AUGGCUGGCAUUUUAGGUCCCCGGGCCCUCUUUUGGGCCUCAAUCGUCCUUGCUAUAGGCGUGAUCUACAGAACAUACAUCCACAACAUCAUCUUCCUGACUAUCGGCGUAGGCCGAGUGAUCCAGCCAAUCGAGGACUUCCCAUGGACCUGCACUCGCGUCCAGCACUCCCUUCUCGAGGGCUGUGAGGAUCUGUGGCUUGAUGAGCAGGACCGAAAGCUUUAUGCGGCAUGUAAUAGCCUGGACUCUCGCAAGGGCUGGUCCCCUGGAGGCGACCGUUAUAACAUCUCCGCGAGAUCCCGCACGGAUCACAUCGCAGUUAUUGAUGUUGACCAGCCUGGCUCAGAUGGGUUGUACGGUCUGCGCCAGCUCAAAAUAGGUGGUUAUCACGAGGAUCUUGAUUUACAUGGGUUCGACGUGCGCAACAUUGACGGCCGGCUUCGAUUCUGGUUGAUAAAUCACAGACCCCCGGUUGACCCUGUCACGGGGAAGUUCCUUGAUGCUCCGGCCGUUGGGGCAAACUCUACUGUUGAGAUCUUUGAUUUGGACCCGACAUUGGAGACACUUGAGCAUGUGAAGACUGUGAUCAGCGAUGCGAUUAUUACACCCAAUGGUGUGGCCGUGGAAGAGGAUGGUCUGGGAUUCGUGAUUACGAAUGACCACGAUACCAAGACUGGUACAUUCCGUGGCCUGGAAAUAUUUUUUGGAGGUGGAAGUCUCGCUUAUUGUCGAUUCGACACGGGCAAAUGCCACAUCGCCGCCGACAAGGUUUUCUCCAUGGCGAAUGGAAUAGCUCACGACAAAAAUGGUCGCUACUACGUGGCCCACUCUGUGACUGGCCUCAUCACCGUCCAUGAACUCAUCAAUGAUGAACUGGUCCUAAUUGAAUCGAUCAACACCGGGUAUCCGAUAGAUAAUUUGUCGCUUGAUAUAGAUGGUAACCUCAUUGCAGCUGCGUUCCCUGACUCAAUUGCCUUUGUGAAGUCUACCAUGGACCCGUACAAUGUCGUUGCACCUGCCACGAUCCUUUCGAUAAAUGACAUUGCCAAUCAGCUGAAAAAACUCGGAAAGAAUGUCAAGGUAUCGAAAUUGGUGGAGGACAGAGAUGCCAAGAGUCUUCCCAGCUCGACAGUUGCUGUACAUGAUGUGAAAGGCCACAAGUUGUUCUUGGCCGGUAUUUUUUCUCCAUUCAUCACAAUAUGUGAGCAGCGUAACUGA
Molecule: messenger RNA, 1218 nt
Organism: Penicillium antarcticum
Lineage: Eukaryota; Fungi; Ascomycota; Eurotiomycetes; Eurotiales; Aspergillaceae
Exons: 1
Coding region: 1-1218 (405 amino acids)
Source: RefSeq, a predicted model, not a curated record